Messenger RNA from Phycodurus eques (leafy seadragon), 2093 nucleotides. It is a transcript of the gene prdm5, whose product is annotated as PR domain containing 5. The record is from RefSeq and is a predicted model, not a curated record. The coding region runs from base 46 to 1941 and encodes 631 amino acids. NCBI's taxonomy places the organism in Eukaryota, Metazoa, Chordata, Actinopteri, Syngnathiformes, Syngnathidae. The transcript is spliced from 16 exons. Gene Ontology annotation, molecular function: transcription cis-regulatory region binding; protein binding.
CGUUCAUUUUGUGGCGUUUCAUGAAGACAGCGGCGGACCACCGACAUGUUGGGGAUGUACGUGCCGGACAGAUUCUCCCUGCGCUCGUCCAAAGUCCAGGAUGGAAUCGGUCUGUUCACGGCGCGGCGGGUCAAAAAGGGAGAAAAAUUUGGCCCCUUCGCUGGGGAGAAGAAGCUGCCGUGCGAGCUGGACGAAAGCGCCGACACCAGACUCAUGUGGGAGGUUCGUGGCAGUAAGGGUGACGUCCUGUAUAUCCUGGACGCCAGCAAUCCGCGCUACGCCAACUGGCUGCGUUUUGUCCACCAGGCGCCCUCGCAAGAGCAGAAGAACCUGGCAGCCAUUCAGGACGGCGAGAACAUCUUCUACUUGGCCGUGGACGACAUCGAGACGGACACGGAGCUCCUGAUCGGCUUCCUGGACAGCGACAUGGAAGAGGAGGAGGAGGAGGAGGAAGAGGAGGAGGUCAACAAAGAUGACGAGGAGAGCAGCAAAGAGGCAAAGCACCUGGUCGAGAUGGAACUGGUGAUCAAGAAGGAGGACCACCCGUGCCUGCUUUGUGAGAGCAGCUUCCCCAGCGAGGAGAUCCUGGCCGCCCACCUGCAGAGUCUGCACCAGAGGCCCAGCACGGACGAGAAGGAGUUCAAGUGCAGGAACUGCGGCAAGAGGUUCCCCGUCAAGCAAGCGCUGCAGCGACACGUUUUGCACUGUUCGGAAACGGUGAGCCCUUCGGGGGACGCCAAAGCUCAUCACCAGUGUUCCGUGUGCCACAGCUCCUUCAGCUCAGAGUCCAGCUUCGAGCAGCACAAGGAGGCGUGCAAAGGCGACGCCCGCUUCAUCUGCAAGGAGGAGAGCUGCGGCAAAAGGUUCAAGAGCAAGGACGCACUGAAGAAACAUAAAGGGAACGUUCACACAGGGAGUGCGCGAAGGAAACUGACAUGCACCAUUUGCAACAGGAAGUGCUCGUCCUCUCUAAAUCUGCAAGAGCACAGAAAGAUACACGAAAUAUUCGACUGCCACGCAUGUGACAAGAAGUUCAUCUCCACCAAUCAGCUCAAACGACACAUGAUCACACACUCGGAGAAGCGUCCGUACACGUGCGAGAUCUGCAGCCGCUCGUUCAAGCGUCUCGACCAGGUGACGGCGCACAAGAUCAUCCACAGCGAGGACAAGCCGUACAAGUGCAAACUGUGCGGAAAGGAAUUUGCCCAUCGGAACGUCUACAAGAAUCACAAGAAGACCCACUCGGAGGAAAGACCUUUCCAGUGCGACGAGUGCAAGGCCCUUUUCCGCACUCCUUUCUCUCUACAGCGCCACCUGCUCAUCCACAACAGUGAGCGGACGUUCAAGUGCGACCAGUGCAACGCCACCUUCAAGCGCAAGGACACGCUCAACGUGCACAUCCAGGUGGUGCACGACGGCCACAAGAAGUACAAGUGCGACCUGUGCGAGAAGGCCUUCGUCACGCCCUCCGUACUCAAGAGCCACAAGAAGACGCACACGGGUGAGAAGGAGAAGAUCUGCCCGUACUGCGGACAAAAAUUCGCCAGCAACGGCACGCUGAGGGUCCACAUCCGCAGUCACACAGGUGAGCGUCCCUACCAGUGCCCCUACUGCGACAAAGCCUUCAGCAAGAACGACGGCCUGAAGAUGCACAUCCGCACGCACACUCGAGAGAAGCCGUACAAAUGCAGCGAGUGCAACAAGGCCUUCAGCCAGAAACGAGGCCUGGACGAGCACAUGAGGACGCACACGGGGGAGAAGCCUUUCCAGUGCGACGUGUGCGACCUUUCCUUCAGCCUGAAGAAGAUGCUGAGUCGCCACAAGCUGACGCACAACCCCAACCGGCCCAUGGCCGAGUGCCAGCUGUGCCACAAGAAGUUCACGCGCAACGACUACCUCAAAGUGCACAUGGAGAACGUCCACGGAGAGACGGACGGAUAGACGCGCGGGAGAACACGUGGCCCCGCCCCCCAAAAAUGAUGUGUUUAAGUGUUCUCGUUCUUCCUUGACUUGAAACAAUGACCGUAAAUUCCUGUACCAGCACCUUAAUCCAGAUCUUCACCCAAAUGUCCUACUAACGAUGCGUUCACGGC